Messenger RNA from Ricinus communis (castor bean), 2371 nucleotides. Its product is annotated as probable pectate lyase 13. Gene Ontology annotation, molecular function: pectate lyase activity. The transcript has 4 exons. The record is from RefSeq and is a predicted model, not a curated record. NCBI's taxonomy places the organism in Eukaryota, Viridiplantae, Streptophyta, Magnoliopsida, Malpighiales, Euphorbiaceae. Bases 762 to 2273 code for a protein of 503 amino acids.
CCCCCUCCUCUUUAAACCCAAACAAAAGAAACUUUCUUUUUUUCUUAUAGCAGCAAUAAAAGAACCAACAAAAAAUAUAGUUUUUGUUAAUCAUUCUCCCUUUCUUUCUCACUCUAAAACUACCUUUUUAAUUGAUUUUUUUUGGGCUUUUGUUUUUCUAAUUAUUAUUUUUUCCCUUAAUCUAUCCUUCAGUCAUAGAAUAAUUAGAUAGCAAGAUAGGAAUGGGAGCUGCUACAGUUUUUAUUAGAGUUUAGAGAGGCAGAGAAGAGGGAGACUCUCUCUCUUCACUCUUGAGAAGUUAACCAAAGAAGAAGAGAGAGAUCCUCUCUCUCUCUCUCUCUCUCUCUCUCUCUCUCUUUUUUCCUCCUCCUGAAAAUCAUAACCUCCAUCUAUGGUUAUGGUUGUUUCUGUCCCCAUCACAGCCACCAUUCUCUUCUUCCUUUCUUUUCUUCUUCAAUUAAACAAAUAAUAAACCCCAAAACCCUACACUAGCCAUAUCAUUAUUAUUCUAAUCUUCAUGUUUACUAUAUAAACACCCACCCACAUUUUCCCCAAAUUUGCACCUUCUUCUUCUUCUUCUUAUGUUUCUUGUUGUUCAUUCAAGAGCAAGACAUCCUUAAUACCCAUUUAGUUAAAACAGUUUGUCAUUCUUAUAUGGUGAAGCAGAGUAAAAGAUAAGAUAGCAAAACAAACAAAUAUUCAACCCAAUUAAAACCAAAUCCAACCCGAACCUACCAAUAUCCAUUAUUGCUUCUCCAAAGAUGCUUCCUUUUCCUAACUUUUGCAUUCUCUUAAUUUGCUUUUCCCUUCUCUUUAUUACCACAAGAACAACAGCUACUUCCUUCAAUCUUUCCCUUCCUCACCAGCACCCUGACCCUGAAUCUAUUGCCCAAGAUGUUCAAAGGACUAUCAAUGCAUCUGUAUCAAGAAGGCAACUUCUGUCAACUCUACCAAAAGACCAAUGCCAAACCGGAAACCCAAUAGACGACUGCUGGCGAUGCGACCCAAACUGGGCAAACAACCGCCAACGGUUAGCCGACUGUACAAUAGGCUUCGGUCAAGGCUCGUUAGGUGGAAGAGGAGGUCAAAUCUAUGUCGUGACCGACUCCUCCGAUCACGAUCCAUCAAACCCAACUCCAGGCACACUUCGUUACGGCGUAAUCCAAAACGAACCACUGUGGAUCAUAUUCGCCUCAAGCAUGACCAUCAAACUCAAGCACGAACUCAUCUUCAACAGUUACAAAACCAUUGAUGGCCGCGGAGCUAACGUACACAUAACAGGAAACGGGUGUCUCACACUCCAGUACGUGUCACACAUUAUAAUCCACAACAUCCACAUACACCAUUGUAAACCAUCAGGCAACACAAACAUAGCCGCAUCGCCGACGCAUGUGGGGUACAGAGGGAGAUCAGACGGUGAUGGGAUAUCGAUAUUCGGAUCACAGAAGAUAUGGAUUGAUCAUUGUUCAUUAUCAUACUGCACUGACGGUCUGAUCGAUGCUAUAAUGGGAUCCACUGGGAUUACAAUAUCGAACAACUAUUUUUCUCAUCAUGAUGAGGUGAUGUUAUUGGGGCACGACGAUAAGUAUGUGCUGGACUCGGGGAUGCAGGUGACCAUAGCGUUUAACAGGUUCGGGCAGGCGCUGGUACAGCGGAUGCCGAGGUGCAGGCGCGGGUAUAUACACGUGGUGAACAAUGAUUUUUUGUAUUGGGAAAUGUAUGCCAUCGGUGGCAGUGCUAAUCCUACUAUUAAUAGUCAGGGUAAUCGCUAUGUUGCUCCUGCUGAUCCUAACGCCAAAGAGGUGACGAAACGCGUGGAGACAGACGAGAAGGACUGGGCAGAUUGGAAUUGGAGGACAGAUGGGGAUGUAUUAAUAAAUGGAGCAUUCUUCGUGCCAUCAGGAGCUGGGUUAAGUGCCCAGUAUGCCAAAGCGUCCAGCGUGGAGCCCAAAUCUGCUGCUUUAAUUACCCAACUCACCCUCAACGCCGGUGUCUUCGGUGACGCCAGGGAGCGUGAUGAGGGCAUUUCUAAUCCGGGAUUCAUCGGUGGUGGGACCACCACCGGCACCACCAACACGGGCAGUGCGGGCUCCACUGGCGGCGAUGGCGACUACUUCGGUAUGAUAUUCGGAAGCGGGGCUUCACCGUCCCCACCGCCACUCGCGUCUAGUAGCUCAGUCGUUUUGUCUGUUUUAAUCAUUAUAGUGCUGUACGCUAUGGCUACUAACGAUGGCGCCAUAUUAUCUUUCCCAUUAUCAUUGCUGUCAUUAUAGAACUUGGAUAAUGAAAAAGCCAAAUAUUCAUCAAAUUAAGAUGUAAAUGUUCAGAAAAAAAAAGGAAGAAAUUUUUUACAACUAGUUUGAUUCAGUCA